Molecule: messenger RNA, 2805 nt
Organism: Epithele typhae
Lineage: Eukaryota; Fungi; Basidiomycota; Agaricomycetes; Polyporales; Epitheliaceae
Product: Pleckstrin homology domain-containing protein
Exons: 7
Coding region: 1-2805 (934 amino acids)
Biological process (GO): ascospore-type prospore membrane formation; protein localization to prospore membrane
Cellular component (GO): prospore membrane
Source: RefSeq, a predicted model, not a curated record
AUGCGCAAACGCUGGCGAGAGAGCGAGUGGGGGCGUAUUCGCAAGCAGCAGAAGCAGGGCACUGGCACCGGGCAGAAAUGGGUGGGUGGCUCCUUCGAUGUCGGCGUAUUUCUCGGCGUGGAUGUGCUGGACCAAGAGCUACCCCUUCCUCCCGCAUCUCCGCCGGACAUCGUCUUUCGCGAGCCCUCUCCUUCGGCUCGACCUCCAAUCAGCACACAGUCACCCUCGGCGGAAGCAGAGACGUUCGUAACGGCGCCGUCUCGCGCAUCUACAGGACCACCUAUCCCCCACGGCCGACCUCCAGAGGUGCAUGCUGGGAUCGUUGACUCAAGCCCAAACUCAUCGACCGCCUUGCUCGCGGCCUCCGGCGCUGAGGCUGCUCGCGACACUCACUCGGAGCCCGGAAGUUCUUUUCUCGAACCAAAUACCUCUGGGUCUGGACUUGGCGUCGAUGAUGCAUCCAGGAGGCCGCCUCUUGAUGACGCUCGUCGGUCCAGUAAAGGGAAGAACAAGGAUGUUCGUUUCAGUCAGGACAUCCCAGCUCCUCCCCGCGAGGUACUUGCCCGUACAGGAAGCGCUGUGAAGACGACCAGUGCAGGCGCGGCGGAACAGCAAAAUCCCGAGGAGAGCGUACCUUGGGGAGGGGUGAUUAUGAGAGAUCGUAUGCUCGUGCGGAUAUCAUAUACGGAGGACUCAGUGUCUCCAACGUUUGAUGAACGGCAGAAUCGAACCACCCGGCACCUUGAAACCAAUACCUGGAAGGAAUAUUUGGUGGCUUGGCGGAAGGGCAGGAUCGAGAUCUACAGGGAUCAUGUAAUUCCAGGGAAGGAGUGGCUUCUAGGCACAAAAUGUCUAGCUUUCGUGGUACCACUCAGCUCCGCAGCAACUCGGCUCUCAUUAUACUCCUUCCUUGAUCUUUCCUUCUGUCUUACUUGCCCUCCAGUACCACUUCAAGGGGAAUCUAGUCGUCGACAUCGCAUUUUCGGCACUUCCAGAGGUACCAAUAUCUUCGUGUUCAAGCUGAAGAGUCGUACUCGUGCCGUGGACUGGGUGUGGCAAAUGUGGCGAGCUAUGGGAGGACAGCUUCCGCCUUCAAUCGAAAUAAACAUCACUGCACUGGACACUCGUGUAACGAUCGACGUACCGGGCCACGACGCGGGAGAUAUCGACGCGGCCUACGACGUUUUCCAGAAGAAGAACAUUACGCAGCUCAUCGAAACUCGUCUGAGGGAAGCACCCGAGUACCGCUCACUUCUCGAGCGCGAACAAGCAGCAGGCACCGAGUUCGAGUUCGCGUGGCGUCACGACACCGACCUCGACUGGGUCUGGCGGGAGCGCACCGUGGUGGACGAGCCUCGCAAGUGGGCCAUGCUUAGUGGCUUGGCCCUUAGACAAGCCGACCGACCCGCCCACCUGGAGUUCCACAAGAAGCGCCAUGUCUACACCACGAUGUACAUGAAGGACCGGACGCGCCUCGACGAGCCUCAUGGAAUAGAAGGCUACGUCGACCGCAUACGCCCGAACUCGCAGACCCGGCAAUCCCUCUUCCUCACCACACACGACGGAUACAUUUUCACAGUCGCGCCUCUGCAUGCUCACCCUCCUGCUCCACCAGGCGCCCCUGUCGACAUCACCAACGUGGACAAGAGCGUUACCAGCUUCCACAGCCACUCGCAUACCCAAGACACCCGGCACCGUGCGGAGAUCCGCCGUGGGCGCAUGCAAAUAUUGCAGGCCGCCGGGGUGUCCGACCUGCGCAACGUCGUGUUCGUUCGGCGCGCCUUUCAGCCGGUCCCGCAACCCCGGGAGAACGCAAACAUCAGGAAACUCACGGAUUGGGAGGACUCACCCGAAUUCUGGGACGCGGUGGACCGGAGCGAGAGCGAUGACGAGGACGCGGGAGGGGACGCACCCAUGAAUGUGCACACGGACAAGGCGCACCUGCGUAUGCGCCGCUCCUUCGAGCUCGUGCUCGCCUCAGGUCGCGUCAUUCGGUUCGAGGCGUACUCAUGCUCGGCCGCGUUGGAGUGGAUCACGCGCUUGCGACAGCUGGUGUCCUACUGGAAGAAACGUCAUCAGGCCGACGCUCGGCUCGAGAUGGACAUCGCGCAUGUCAGUACCGGGCGGGAGCGCAUCACCCCGCACAAGCCGCGCGAGGAGCACCACCACGCCGGGGCGCACGAGAUGCCGACAGAACCGCCGCCGGACCGCGACGCAGCGCUACCGGACCUCUCGUUCUUCUACAACUGGUGCGUGCUGGAGGGUUGCCGUCCGAUUCUCAAGGCCGGUAGGCUGUACGGUCGCAAGGGUCUCUACGGCCAGUACAAACACAUUCAGCUCGUGCUCAUCGCCGGCCACCUCGUGCAGUUCCACAUCACCGGUCGUGCCUCGUUGUACCACCGCAAGGACAAGGUGUUCACGCUCCUGGACGCGUACGUAUGCUCUGGCUACUUCGCGGCGCAGUACCUGCCCGAUGGCCAGUACGAUGCCAACGCGCCGCCGGUCGCGCGCCGGUACCAAGAUGGGCUCGAGACAGACGACUGCGAGGAGGACACACUGUUUGUACUCUGGUUCCGCAAGGUGCGCGGCGCGGCGCCGGGCGUGCGCCGCAACAGCAACGGUGCGGAGGUGCCUCCACUCUCAGCGAAGCGCAGCGUUGCGGUCUUCCGCACGCGGAGCAAGCUCGAGCGCGACGCGUGGGUGUGGGCGAUCAAUGUGGAGAUAGAGAAGCUCGUGCGGGCGUCGAGGGAGCGCGAGGAGGCGGUAAGGCAGGCGGGGAACCUCCCUCCUUGUCGAGCGCAUUGA